UAAAUAUAAAUAUAAUAUAAAACACUCGGUACACAAGUUAAAACCGUACACUUUUGAAAUUAACGUUCCGUUGUCGCGCUUACGUUUGUAAACGUAACGACGCAGAAGUGAGAAAUCCCUAGUGCAUCGCCUUGGCCACAUCUGAGCUUGAUCUCAAUGUCAAUUGAAGUUGGAAUUGAACGGCGAUUGGAAACCACAUGUUAUCGGAGCUUUUGCGGCGCGGCGUCCAACGACCACAGCUUCUCCUCAUCCAACAUUUGAGCGAAAAACUACUAUUGUUUGGGACAACCGCAUUAUACUCACAAACACCCAGCAAGAUGACCGACGACAUUGCCGUAGAUGCUGCCAAGAGGACGGCGGCUCGCACUGCCGUUGACCAGUGGGUGACCGAGGAUACCAGAAUCUUGGGCAUCGGCAGCGGUUCCACUGUCGUGCAUGCCAUCCAGCGCAUCGCGGAGCGCAGGUGGAAGGAGGGCGAGCUGGCGGAUCUCAUUUGUGUGCCCUCGUCCUACCAGGCGCACCAUUUAAUCUUGGACUACAACCUCAACCUUGGCGACCUGGACAGAAAUCCCACCAUAGACGUCGCCAUCGAUGGAGCCGAUGAGGUAGACCGGAAAAUGGUGCUGAUCAAGGGCGGCGGCGGCUGUCUGCUCCAAGAGAAGGUGGUGGCCGCCUGCGCCAAACAUUUUAUUGUCGUCGCCGACUACACCAAGAACUCGGCCCGCCUAGGUGAGCAGUGGUGCCGCGGCAUACCCAUCGAGGUGGCCCCGAUGGCUUAUGUGCCCAUCAAGCUGCAGAUCGAAACGCUCUUCGGAGGCGAAGCCUCUCUGCGGAUGGCCAAGGUCAAGGCCGGACCGAUUGUCACCGAUAAUGGCAACUUUCUGAUGGACUGGAGGUUCAUUGCCAAUCGGGAGUAUGACUGGGCUGAGGUCAAUACGGCCAUCACCAUGAUACCCGGCGUCCUGGAGACGGGUCUAUUUGUGAAUAUGGCCCACAAGUGUUACUUUGGCAUGGCCGAUGGCACGGUCAAGGUCCAAAAUAAAUAGGACUGGCUUGAUUUUCAUUAUAUAUCUAUUACGUUUUCCUGAAUAAAGUUAUGUGCGGCCAUUUGCUGCACAAUAUUUUGAAUUUAAAAGAUA
Messenger RNA from Drosophila serrata, 1139 nucleotides. It is a transcript of the gene Rpi, whose product is annotated as Ribose-5-phosphate isomerase. Gene Ontology annotation, biological process: pentose-phosphate shunt, non-oxidative branch; D-ribose metabolic process. Gene Ontology annotation, molecular function: ribose-5-phosphate isomerase activity. NCBI's taxonomy places the organism in Eukaryota, Metazoa, Arthropoda, Insecta, Diptera, Drosophilidae. The record is from RefSeq and is a predicted model, not a curated record. Gene Ontology annotation, cellular component: cytoplasm.